This is a messenger RNA of Quercus robur (English oak), 3666 nucleotides long. Its product is annotated as putative pentatricopeptide repeat-containing protein At1g68930. Bases 81 to 2306 code for a protein of 741 amino acids. NCBI's taxonomy places the organism in Eukaryota, Viridiplantae, Streptophyta, Magnoliopsida, Fagales, Fagaceae. Gene Ontology annotation, molecular function: zinc ion binding; RNA binding; protein binding. The transcript has 5 exons. The record is from RefSeq and is a predicted model, not a curated record. Gene Ontology annotation, biological process: RNA modification.
ACAACAUGUUCUUUAACUUUUAGAAAACAAAGAAGCCACAACGCUCUUUGCCGCCACUCAAAUAGUUUUAAACGGUCACUAUGUCCUCCAACUACUAUUGUGCUUUACUGAAACUCUGCAGCAAAGCUCGAGACCAAACCCAUGCUAAGAAGCUUCACUGCCACAUUAUUAAAGCCUUAGUGAACCCAGAAACCUUUCUCUUAAACAAUCUCAUCAUAACCUACGGUAAACUAGGCAACAUAGAAUAUGCACGCCACGUGUUUGAUGAAAUUCCCCACCCAAACCUCUUCUCAUGGAACACCAUCCUCUCAGCUUAUUCGAAACUGGGUCAUCUCUUGGAAAUGCAAGAGAUGUUUGAUCGGAUGCCAAAUCAAGAUGGGGUUUCGUGGAAUUCGCUUAUUUCUGGAUACGCGUGCUAUGGUUCACUUGUCGAGGCUGUGAAAGUUUAUAAGCGGAUGUUGAAGGAAGGACUUGUUAAUUUGAAUCGGAUUACGUUUUCCACAAUGCUUAUACUGUGUUCAAAUCAGGGGUGUGUUGAUUUAGGCAGGCAAAUUCAUGGGAACAUAAUGAAAUUUGGGUUCCUCUCGUAUGUUUUUGUGGGUAGUCCUUUGGUUGACAUGUAUUCAAAAAUGGGGUUGGUUUAUGAUGCCAAGCGGGUUUUUGAUGAGAUGACGGAGAGGAAUGUGGUUAUGUAUAAUACUAUGAUCACAGGGCUUUUACGAUGUGGGAUGGUUGAAGAUUCAAGGCAGUUAUUUCAAGGUAUGCAGGAAAGAGAUUCAGUUUCAUGGACAACAAUGAUAACAGGACUUGCACAGAAUGGGUUGGUUAGAGAGGCAAUAGAGAUGUUUAGAGUAAUGAGGUUGCAAGGUUUAGAUAUGGAUCAAUUUACUUUUGGCAGUGUGUUGACUGCUUGUGGGGGUCUCCUGGCACUGGAGGGAGGCAAGCAAAUCCAUGCUUAUAUCAUUAGGACUGACUAUAAGGAUAAUAUCUUUGUGUCUAGUGCUCUUGUUGACAUGUAUUGCAAGUGUAGAAGCAUCAAAUCAGCAGAAACAGUUUUCACGAGAAUGAACAAUAAAAAUGUUGUCUCAUGGACUGCAAUGCUAGUGGGUUAUGGUCAAAAUGGGUACAGUGAAGAAGCUGUAAGGAUUUUUCGUGAUAUGCAGAGAAAAGGGAUUGAGCCAGAUGAUUUUACUCUGGGGAGUGUCGUUAGCUCAUGUGCAAACUUAGCAAGCUUAGAAGAGGGUGCCCAAUUUCAUGCUCACGCUCUUGUUUCUGGCCUGAUAUCUUUUAUUACAGUUUCCAAUGCCCUUGUUACACUUUAUGGUAAAUGUGGAAGCAUUGAACAUUCCCAUCGAAUGUUCAAUGAUAUUAAAAAUAGGGAUGAGGUCUCUUGGACAGCGUUAGUUUCAGCAUAUUCACAAUUUGGAGAUGCAAAUGAGACGAUUGAUCUCUUUGAAAUGAUGCUGGCCCAAGGUUUGAGACCUGAUGGAGUUACUUUCAUUGGUGUUCUGUCAGCUUGCAGUAGAGCAGGGUUAGUAGAAAAAGGGCAUCAGUACUUUGAAUCAAUGAUAAAAGAACAUGGAAUCACACCACUUCCAGAUCACUACACUUGCAUGAUUGAUCUUCUCAGCCGAUCCGGGAGGUUAGAAGAAGCAAAAACUUUUAUAAAUAAGAUGCCUUUCCAUCCUGAUGCAAUUGGUUGGGCUACCUUGUUGAGCUCAUGUAGAUUUUAUGGUAACAUGGAAAUUGGGAAAUGGGCAGCUGAGUCACUUCUAGAAUUAGAGCCCCAAAACCCAGCGAGCUAUAUCUUGCUCUCAAGCAUUUAUGCUGCAAAAAGGGAAUGGGACAAUGUGGCCCAAUUAAGAAGAGGAAUGAGAGAUAAGGGAAUAAGGAAGGAACCGGGAUGUAGUUGGAUCAAAUAUAAGAACAAAGUGUACAUUUUCUCAGCAGAUGACCAGUCAAGUCCUUUUUCAGAUCAGAUAUACUCUGAGCUAGAGAAACUAAAUUGCAAAAUGAGAGCAGAGGGGUAUGUACCAGAUAUGAGUUAUGUUCUUCAUGAUGUUGACAAGUCAGACAAGAUACAGAUGCUUAACCACCACAGUGAGAAGCUUGCAAUUGCCUUUGGGUUAAUUUUUGUUCCUACUGACCUUCCUAUACGAGUAUUUAAAAACCUUAGAGUUUGUGGGGAUUGCCACAAUGCCACUAAAUAUAUUUCUAAGGUAACCAAAAGAGAGAUACUUGUAAGAGAUGCCGUCCGAUUCCAUUUAUUUAAAGAUGGAUCAUGUUCAUGUGGAGAUUUCUGGUGAUGCAACCUAUCCAAAAAUUUAUCAGGUGAGUGACUAAAAUUCCAGAUUUUUUUAGUGUCAGAAGACAGAUUCAAUACUUCAUUUCAUCAGAUGCAUUGAGAUAUCAUUGGAGUACUUUAAGGUUGUUUUGCACGAAUCCCCAGUUGCAGAAAACAUCUUUGUUUCAGGGAGAGGGGGACUUGGAGAUGAUCAGGGAGAAAGAGAAGGGGGCGAAGAGAGGACCCAAGUUGCAAUCAGACCUGAUUCCUAGAUGUGUCAACCAUGAAAUGGGAUGUUACGGAAAAAGUAAUGAAGUGCUAGUGAAGAAGGCAAAUUUGGGAGCAGAGAAACCUUGAAGAGAAUAAAGAUUGAGUUGGGCUUCAAAUCCAAAAUGAUAUGUUGCAUGAAUCUAAGCUUGGGUUAAGAUUUGGGCCAGUAUGUACAAUACACAUGUUUACCUCACAGAUCACUACAUGUAUUAUGUCCAUUGAUCCCACGAUGUGGAUAUAUAAUGCAUGUCCAUGGAAUGGUCUUUGCUAUUCAAAGUGCACCACAACUGUUGAUCGAUGAGUUGAGGCUUCCUUAGGACGUAGUGGAAUACCUUUCCUUAGGAUACUAGUAGUAGAACACAUGGCAUUCCAGAUAAUGCCCGGCAUUUUCACCUGUGGAUUGUAAUCCCUAGAUCAUUUGGCUUCAAGCUUUGCUAGCCAGAAGUCAAGAAAGGGCUUACAUUAACAAAAAUUUGCCAUUGGAGGUAGCUUCCCCUGAUGAUGUUGUACGAUAUGCACAGAUCAAAUGGCAAGCACAAAAUCUUGUAGAUGAUGUUGAAACAGAGGUUGAAUUGAUUCUUCAACUGGCUUAUCAUUGAUGUGAUGAAAAAUAAGUGAUGAAGUAAGAGAGCUGAUAAUUGACCUUAGACUACACGUUGAUUUCUAGCGUUUUUAGUGGUGGACAAGAACAAAGUAUUGGAUUUAUGUUGUCUUCUACAGAACCAAAAAGUUCAGGCAUCAAAAUAAGCUCAAGAAAACAAGAUUUUUCUAUCUGGUUUAUGAUUGAUAUAAAGCACAGGAUCCAGAUUCUAAUUAUUCAUAGAUAUGUUUAUAUGUAUGUAGAACUUUAUUAUGAAGACCUAGUUUUGGGGUCUAGCUAGAGAGGGGGUUUGCUCAUGAACGUAGAACCAGUAGAGGAAGACAUUAGCUAGGGUUGUUGAGGGUAGCCUCUCUAACAUGAGCGGCGUCUUCUUGUUUUUCUUCUUCGCCCACUUUUUUUGUUUUUGUUUUGGGUUUUUUUCAACAUGGAAUUUAGGACUGUAUUUGCUUGUCCAUAUGUGCUACUCCGUAUAUCUCUAUUUUUUCAAAUGAUGUGACAAAUUUUAUUGGAA